AUGGUCGCUUCUUUCGUUGUCGCCUUCCCGGCGGUUUUCGGAAUGGCGGAAGCUAUCCGACAUACACAAUCGCAAGCUCGGAGGAAAGAGCAUCGUAGCCGCAAGAACAACAUUCUUAUCGAUGCCGGAAAGCUUGAAGGAAAGCAUAUAGUUCUGUCUGACGACAAGGUAUCUAUCUAUCUCAUUCAUCUAAACACGUAUGAGAUCAAGUUCGGAACCCGUCCGUACGCCCAGCCGAACCUAACCGGGCCGUUCGAUUGCACCAGGCAGGACAAGCGGCUUACCUUUGCGGGCUGGGAGGGGUUCUUUGCCGUCAAAGCGGGCGAAUUUUGGGCGCUGUACUUUGACGUUGAGCAAGAUGGGUUGAAAUCGAAACUUGGCAAGGGUGUGGCUGCUCUCGAGGUGGAUCUGCUGCGGGUAGAGAUGCCUGUCAAGCCGGUGAAGCAGGAGGAGAAAGAGGAGCAGCCCGAAAGCAAAGACUCCGGCCGAGAGAGCAAAGAGAACAAUACAGAAACGAGAGGGCCUGAGGUGGAGCUAGAGUCUCCCGAGGCUGACUGA
Messenger RNA from Colletotrichum spaethianum, 558 nucleotides. RefSeq lists its product as uncharacterized. The record is from RefSeq and is a predicted model, not a curated record. The transcript has 2 exons. The coding region runs from base 1 to 558 and encodes 185 amino acids. Lineage: Eukaryota; Fungi; Ascomycota; Sordariomycetes; Glomerellales; Glomerellaceae.